This is a messenger RNA of Chlorella variabilis, 300 nucleotides long. RefSeq lists its product as hypothetical. The record is from RefSeq and is a predicted model, not a curated record. Gene Ontology annotation, biological process: mRNA splicing, via spliceosome. Gene Ontology annotation, cellular component: U6 snRNP; U4/U6 x U5 tri-snRNP complex; Lsm1-7-Pat1 complex. The transcript has 3 exons. Gene Ontology annotation, molecular function: RNA binding. The coding region runs from base 1 to 300 and encodes 99 amino acids. Lineage: Eukaryota; Viridiplantae; Chlorophyta; Trebouxiophyceae; Chlorellales; Chlorellaceae.
AUGAUCGCGCCAAAGAGGCAGAACCUGGCGGGCAACCCCUCCCAGAUCCUGCCCUCGGAGCUCAUUGACCGCUGCGUGGGCAGCAAGGUGUGGGUGGUGAUGCGCGGCGACAAGGAGAUUGAGGGCACCCUCAGGCGAGUCGCUGCAGGGUUUGACGUGUUUGUGAACAUGGUACUGGAGGAUGUCACAGAGUACGAGAUUACGCCAGAGGGCAAGAAGGUCACCCACCUGGACCAGAUUCUGCUCAACGGAAACAACAUCGCGGUGCUGGUGCCCGGCGGCAAGCCAGAGGACCAGUAG